This is a messenger RNA of Sesamum indicum (sesame), 801 nucleotides long. The record is from RefSeq and is a predicted model, not a curated record. NCBI's taxonomy places the organism in Eukaryota, Viridiplantae, Streptophyta, Magnoliopsida, Lamiales, Pedaliaceae.
AUGAAUGCCAUGAAAGAUGGCGAAUGGAGGAUCGAGUCUGGAAGAGAUCGAGGACGCUACGAUAAGGAUGACAAACGACCAAUACUUGAACGAAACAAGGAGCCCCAUUACCAACAAAAGUAUCAUAAGUACACGCCCCUCAAUACUAUGAGAGCAAAAGCGUUGCUUAUGGUUGAAAGGAAGGACGUACUCAGAUGGCCAAAACCCACGAGGGUCACUCCCGCCAAGAAGUAUUCGAGCAAGUACUGCAGAUUCCACCGUGAGUGGGGCCAUGAUACCAAGGAAUGCUACCAACUUAAAGACGAGAUCGAGUGGGUGGUUCACCAGGGAUACUUCAAGAAUCAAAUAUCGAAGAAUUACCAGGACAGAGGUCGUCACAGCAAAUCCCUGAGUCAAGAAAGGCGAGCAGAAAAUAGGACCGUUACAGGACAGAAUGCUCGAGAGAACGCGCCUGUGAAAGGUGUUAUACACACAAUAGUGGGAGGAUCAGAGACAGGGUAUUCAAGGAGAGCAAGAAAAAAGAUUGAACGAAAAAUAGGUGCGGUUGCGAGUAGACAGGUUAUGAACAUAUCGCAGGAGUUGGACAUCACAUUUGGUGCUCAAGAGCUGAAAGAAAAAAUCGGGGACGAUAAUGACCCAAUGGUAAUUAAAAUGGACAUAGCUAACUUCACGGUCCAUAAGGUUUUGGUGGACAACGGAAGUUCUGCGGAUAUUAUUCUCAAAGAAGUUUUGAUCAAGAUGGGUCUAGGCGAUGUUAUUAGACCCCGUGAACUCACCAUUGGUUGGCUUCGGAGAAAAUGA